Molecule: messenger RNA, 777 nt
Organism: Dentiscutata erythropus
Lineage: Eukaryota; Fungi; Glomeromycota; Glomeromycetes; Diversisporales; Gigasporaceae
Source: the annotation of a GenBank genome assembly
AUGCUAAUAGCAACGAAUGAUUGGCUUCAUGAUAAUUAUAUUAUAAAAUCGAUUAUCGCAGCUUUUGGUUGGGCGCUCGGAUGGGUUGCUAUUGCAACUUAUCUAGUUAGCAUAUUUAAAGUGCUUCCUCGAUUAGCAUUAAACCAACACACUAUCCUCAGUAUCGAUGCAGAUCUUCCUGAAUGCCAUUUGACGGCCAAUCGUUUUAUACCUAGCAUUAAUUCAGUGCUUAAAAUAUAUUGGACAUAUACAAUUGCUAUAUUAGUUUAUACUUUAACAUUGGCAAUAUUAAGAGGUUAUUAUCAGGGAAUUGGUGAAAGAGCAUUAUUUAAUAUCACUCAUGGUCUUAUAGGAUUUGGGCUUGGAAUUUCGGCUAUAUUAGGAAUUGUGUGUUUUAUAAAGUAUGGGAGAUUAAUAAUUAAAUUACUUUAUGAAAGUGCCACGCUAAUAGGGUUGACGGACGUAAGAAAUUCGCAACGUAAGACCUCAUGUUUAAAAAAUUAUCAUGUUCAUUUGAAGAAGCUCAAGAUUAUGAAUUUUAGUCUACUUGUUAUAGUUUGUUGGUGUGGGUUUAUAGGUUGUUUUAUUGCUCUCAUGGAAAUGGUAAUAGAAAAAUACAUGCCGUUAUACGUUACUCUAGGAGCUAUAAGCUUAGAUGGAACACCUUUGGUAUUAUUGAUCACGCUUCUUGGAAUCAUCUACGGAGAAGUGCAUAAACAAUACAGUGCACAAGCAGAAGAAAUCACCACUUCAAUUAAUUAUUCUGAAGUUAAUUAA